This is a messenger RNA of Racocetra persica, 414 nucleotides long. The record is from the annotation of a GenBank genome assembly. Lineage: Eukaryota; Fungi; Glomeromycota; Glomeromycetes; Diversisporales; Gigasporaceae.
GAAUCAAUUAAAGAUAUUACCAAAAGUACUACACCAUCAAUUUAUGAUCCUAUUACAAGAUUCCAAGUUUCUUAUCUCAAUAGAGGUGGUGGUUCUGGAAAGACAAUGCAUGCAAUUCGAAUCUUUAAAGAUAUAAACAUGGUAGUCUUUACUCUUACAAAUGUAUUGGCUAAAGACUUUCAAAAUAACCAUAAGACUCCUGAACGCAUGGGAGAAAAGAAAUUUCUACAAGUUGUCAUUUGGGAUAAAGUAAUCUGUUGUGGGGAUGACGCUCAACCUCCACCAUUCUUCGGUGAAAUACCUCAUGACUGGUUAAAAGAGCAAGCUGAUUACUAUAAGGAAGUCUUAACUGACUAUUGGGCCAGAUGUCCUAGAUUACAAGAGCUUAAGAAAAAAAAUACGACACCAAAAUAA